Prosopis cineraria is the source of this 2705-nucleotide messenger RNA. RefSeq lists its product as uncharacterized. Lineage: Eukaryota; Viridiplantae; Streptophyta; Magnoliopsida; Fabales; Fabaceae. The transcript has 7 exons. The record is from RefSeq and is a predicted model, not a curated record. Bases 106 to 2310 code for a protein of 734 amino acids.
CUCGACCGUUAGUUCUUCGUCAACAAAACACGCUCUCCUCCAAUUCACACUCUCUGCGUCUCUCAACCACAACUACGUUACAGAUCGACAAGCACCACCGAGACGAUGGCCGACGAUUAUGUGUUCACGCCAGAGGAAAUGGCCGUCAACGAGAACCUUGGGUACCCAAAAGCCUACGCUCAGCUCUGCCGUGAUCAGUGUGUCAGUCCCUACAGCCAUGGCCCUCCGUUCAUCUUCACACCAUACGCUCUGGAAGAAGACGAGGCUGCGAGGGCUAGGGAUUUAGAUAUGAUGUUCCCAAUAAUUGACCCGAAAGCGAAGCCAACUGCGAAGCCAAAGAUUUUUAUCAGCAUUUUAUGGAAGCAGCUCAGCCAUUUGGGGAAUGCUGGGUUUGAUCCUGCUGUAAUUCGAGUGGAUCCUUAUGGCAAUGUCCUGUAUUAUCAUGCUGAUUCAGCCUCUCCUCUUGCUUGGGAAAUCGAUCACUGGUUUCCUUGUUCAAGGGGAGGAUUGACUGUUUUGAGCAAUCUGAGGAUAUUGCAGAGGCAAGCCUGCAAGAAGAAGAAGAAUAAGCUGGAAUUCUUAAUUCCAUGGUGGGAUUUCCAGUUGGGUCUUUCUGUGAAUCAAUUCCUCUCCAUUUUUGCUUCUUCAAAUUCAGACUUCAGGCACAGGGCAUUCUCAUAUUUAUUCUCUGAUGGAGAAAAUGAAGAACUGAAUGCUUCUCAAAUAGUGGAUUCUCAUUCUUUUCCGCAGCAUUUCAUUGGAUUGAAAGAAGAAAUUGGGCUUGCCCCAGCUGCAAUAGUGGAAUCUCGAAGGGAAUCUUUUGAUAAAUUUGCUUUGAAGCAACUGGAUUAUAACCGAAAGCCAAGGCCUAUGUCUCCUGCAAUUGUGGCUGCAAGAAAAGGCAAGUGCAAACUCCUAAAAGAAAAUGAAGACCCAGAUUUUGCUAAGAACCCAUACCAGGCCAUUGUGAUGGCCAGAGAUUCCCUGAAGCAAAGAGAAGAAGCUACAAGAAUGCAGGCUGAAUUUCAGAAGCUGGAUGAUGAAGUGAGUGAGACGAGACUCAAGAAUGAGGAGGAGAAGCUCGUAAUUCAAGACCUGGAAUUGGCACUCAUAAAAAGCAGGAGGAAGGCAGAAAAGUGCAGGCGGUUAGCUGAGGCUCAAUCUUCUUACAGAACCAUGCUGGAGAAGAUGAUCAGGGACGCCAUGCACCAGAGUGUCAUCUAUAAGGAACAGGUCAGAUUGAACCUGGCUGCAACUAAUGCACUUAUGGCUAGGUUAGAAGCUCAAAGGGCAAUUUGUGAUAAUGCAGAGAAAGAACUUCACCGCAGGCAUAAACAAAGAGAUGAAAUAGAGAAGCAGAUAAGGCCUGAAUGGGAUCAAGGAAGGAAGAGAAUAAGAAUAGAUGAUGAUUCCAUCUUUGAUGGAGAGAGAGAGAGUAAACCUGUUCUUUGCUUACCUGCAAUCAGGCCAAGGACACCUUUGCACAAGGAGCUUAGAGUAUUUUUGGAGGAGGAACAAAGAGCAUCUGAAGCUGGUUUAUCUGCAAAUGAAGAACAAAAUCAAGAAGAAAAGAAUCAGGAAUUGAAAAUACCAACUGAGAAGCUUGAGGAGCCUAAAAGAUCAAGUGUUGCCUUGGGGGAGGAAAUCUCAAUUGAGCAAAAACUUCAGAAGCUAAAAAUCAAGGAAGGUAAGGAAAGUUGUGAGAGUUCAUUUCCAGUUCUUCAAGAAACAGAAACUGAGGAAAAUGAACAUAUCAGGCAGGAACGUGGCAAAGGGAAUGUGGAGAAGUGGCUUCAAAUUCUUUUAGAGAAUAGCCAAGACAUGGAUCCAUUAGAAACUCAUGGAAAUGAAACUACUGGGACUGAGGAAAUAAUCAGAGAAAUAAAUCAGAGGUACCCACAACAGGAGCUGAAAACCCCAAGAGUUUCAGAAUAUGAAAAUAAAGAACAGCAACAGCAAGUUCCUCAAGACAAGAAUGGUUGGGCAGAUAAAGAAGAUAGAAUAGAAAGUGAAGCUGGUACAAAUGUUAUUCACACAGCAAACACUGAAGAAGAAGCUUGUGUAAGUGAAGAAAAUGGCAAUAAAAGUUUUGAGGAAAUGGAAAGAAGGGAAUGCAAUAAUAGAAAGGGAAAAAAGCUUGCAAGGUCGGAGAGUGCCAGAGCCUUUAGGCGAAUCCCAUCUUCUCCAUCCUUGCUUCUAGGGAUUAGAAAAGGCAAGGAUUGCAUUGGCAAGAGGCUGAAUGUGAGUAGUGAUGAUGAGAAUCAUCACUCUGCAGCAAACAGCUUUAUCAAGAAAGCAGCGAAAAUUUGAUUGACUACAUGGAAAGCCGAAGAGAACAUUCAUGAAAAUUGUUGAUCAAGACCUUUUAGUUAACAACAUUCUAAAAGCUUGGUAAAUGAUAGAGCACAGUAACAUCGUGCAAUUUAUGUGGCCAACCUCACCUAAUAGGAUAAAACUUGUUGUUGUUAUAAACUUGGCUUUAUCUUUUAUAAAUUUUCUAGAAAUUGAGAGUGAUGCUAGUUGAAUAAAUUAUUGUGUUGUAAAAAAUUUAAGGAAAAAAAAACGAGAAUAAGUGUGUAAAAUGGAGGCAUUCAAUUGUUUGAUUUGCGUAUAACUGUUUCAUGUUUAGUGUCAAAUGUGUAAAAACAGCUUGUUUCUCUUUAUUUCUACUUUCCUGCUUUGUUGCGUUGGCCCUUAUAUAGAAG